AUGACUCUGCCCAUUGCGAUGGCGGCACCUGUCGUGGACCGACUCCCCAUCUUGACCAUCUUCGUCGGCUCGAGUCUGCUCUACCUCCUGUACCGAUGGCUGAUGCCAAAGCCCAUUCCGGGUAUCCCAUACAGCCUGGAGGACACCAAGACCGUCAUGGGCAGCCUGCCAUCUUUUCUCAGAUACGUCAAGGAGAAUGAUGGCAGGAGCAAGCCGUGGUUCCCGGAGCAGAACGUCAAGCUGGGAUCGGCUCUGGUUCAGAUCUGGGAGAUGCCUUUCAGCCGACCGUCAUGUGUCCUGGCCGACUUCCAGGAGGCCCAGGACAUCCUGAUGCGUCGCACAAAAGACUUUGACCGCGGACACCGUGACAGCGUCGUGUUCCAGGCCACCGGUAAAUAUCAUCACAUCGCCCAGACCUCGCAGAGCCCCAUAUUCAAGGCGAACAAGGCCCUUGUCAAGGAUCUCAUGAGCCCGAGGUUUCUCGCCGAAGUAUCAGCCCCAGAAAUCCACAGCAAAGUCCAGCUCCUCCUCAAGAUGUGGUCCAAAAAGACGCAACUAGCAAAAGGCAAGCCCUUCAACGCCCGGCCGGACAUCAUCGAGGCGGCGCUGGACAUGAUCAACGCUGCCGCCUUUGCCUACGACGAGGACUCGUGCGCCGUCUCGUGCCAGAUCCGCCACCUCGACUCGCCCGACGUCAGGGUGAACGAGAAGCCCGACGGGUCGAUCGAGUUCUCUCGGGCCCCGGACACGGAGCAGGCCGUCGUGGUCCACGAGCUGGGCGAAUACCUCGGCACGCAGUUCGUCUCGCCCGCCCCCAGGCUGGCCCACGCCUUUAACUACCUCACCAAGCCCCGCCUGCGCCGCAACCUGGCAAAGAGGGACCAGAUGGUCUUUGACGAAGUCCGCAAGGCCCUCAAGCGCAUCGAGAGUGGCGAGUCCACCACCGCAUCCGCCCUCGAGCACCUCCUCAGGCGAGAGAUGGAGUCUGCCAGGAAGGCCGGCAGGGAGCCAAACUUCUUCAGCCCUACCAUCCGUGACGAGGCCUGGGGUUAUAUCGUUGCAGGACAUGAGACUACCGCGACUGCCGUUGCAUGGCAGGUCAAGUUCCUCGCCGACUAUCCCGAAGUUCAAACCAAGCUCCGCGCCGUCCUCCGCGCCGCCUACCCAGACGCCGCCGCCUCCAACCGCCUCCCCACUGCUCGCGAAAUCACAUCGACGUCGAUUCCGUACCUGGACGCCUUCCUCGAGGAGACCCUGCGUGUGCGCAGCCCGAUCCUCAUGACGGUGCGCGAAGCCAAGCGAGACGCCUACGUGCUCGGACACCUGGUGCCCAAGGGGACUUGUGUGUUCCUGCCAACCAUGGGGCCGACGUUCCACGCGCCGGGGCUGCCCGUCGACGAGUCGGUGCGGUCCGAGACCUCGAGGACAAAGUCGUGGGGCCGCAGCUGGGACCCCGAGGACAUAGGGUCGUUCCGGGUCGAGAGGUGGCUGAGCCGCCGGAACCCCGAGAAUGGCGAGGUCGAGUACGACGUGCAGUCGGGCCCCAUUCUGGCGUUUGGCCUGGGCCCCAGGAGCUGCUUCGGCAAGAAGCUGGCGUACCUCGAGAUGCGCAUCGUCAUCGCCCUGAUGGUUUGGCGUUUCGAGUUCCAGAAGCUGCCUGGGCAUCUGAGCUCAUAUGCCGCCCACGAUGCCAUCACGACUGGGCCUACUUGCUGCUACGUCGGUCUGAAGGAGCUGUCCUAAAGAUCGCGAGUUUUUGUCAGGGGUCCUUUUAUUUUCCGCCAUAUUUAUUUCACAGACUCUCCACUCUGUUAGCCUUUUCUCUUUCGGUUGAAGCAUAGCGCGUUCGUCACUGUGGAACGGG
Messenger RNA from Pyricularia grisea, 1864 nucleotides. RefSeq lists its product as uncharacterized. Lineage: Eukaryota; Fungi; Ascomycota; Sordariomycetes; Magnaporthales; Pyriculariaceae. Bases 1 to 1743 code for a protein of 580 amino acids. Gene Ontology annotation, molecular function: iron ion binding; oxidoreductase activity, acting on paired donors, with incorporation or reduction of molecular oxygen; heme binding. The transcript has 3 exons. The record is from RefSeq and is a predicted model, not a curated record.